CCUCUUAUCCCAAGGAACCUCAGACUGUGCGGGACAGUGCCGUUCUUCCAAAACGUAAGAGGUUUUCCUGUAGUGAGUGCAGAAAGCGUUUCCGUUCUAACUACGAUCUUAAUGUGCAUAAAAGAUCUCACACCAGAGAGAAGCCGUAUUCCUGUGCUGAGUGCGGGAAGUGUUUCUAUUCUAAAUCCCAUCUUAAUGUUCAUAAAAGAUUUCACACAGGUGAGAAGCCGUAUUCCUGCCCUGAGUGCGAUAAACGUUUCUCAAUGAAGUUCUAUCUUUCCACACAUCAGAGAUCACACACGGGUGAGAAGCCGUAUUCCUGCCCUGAGUGCGAUAAACGUUUCUCAAUGAAGUCCUAUCUUUCCACACAUCAGAGAUCACACACGGGUGAGAAGCCGUAUUCCUGUCCUGAGUGCGGGAAAUGUUUCUCAAUGAAGUCCAGUCUUUCCACACAUCAGAGAUCACACACGGGGGAGAAGCCUUUUUCCUGUCCUGAGUGCAGGAAAUGUUUUUCACGGAAGUCCUGUCUUUUUAUACAUCAGAGAUCUCACACGGGGGACAAGCCGUAUUCCUGCCCUGAGUGCAAUAAAUGUUUCUCAAUGAAGUCCUAUCUUUCCAUACAUCGGAGAUCUCACACGGGUGAGAAGCCGUAUUCCUGUCCUGAGUGCGGGAAAUGUUUUGUAUUUAAAUCAAGGCUUGUCACACAUCAGAGCUCUCACACGGGUGAGAAGCCGUAUUCCUGUCCUGAAUGUGGGAAAAGUUUUUGCGGAAAAUGUUUUUCACAGAAGUCCAAUCUUUCCGCACAUCAGAGAUCACACACAGGUGAGAAACCGUAUUUCUGUCAUGAGUGCGGGAAAUGUUUUUCGCAGCGGUCCAUUCUUUACACACAUCGGAAAUCUCACACAGGUGAGAAGCCGUAUUCCUGUCCUGAAUGUGGGAAAAGUUUUGUAAAUAGAUCAAAGCUUGUCACACAUCAGAGGUCUCACACGGGGGAGAAGCCGUUUUCCUGUAUUGAGUGCGGAAAAUGUUUUUCAGUGAAGUCCAAUCUCUAUAAUCAUCAGAGAUCUCACACAGGGGAGAAGCCGUAUUCCUGUCCUGAGUGCGGGAAAUGUUUUUCAGUGAAGUGCAGUCUUAACAAACAUCAGAGAUCUCACACAGGGGAGAAACCACUUUCCUGUCCUGAGUGCGGAAAAUGUUUUUCACUGAAGUCCCAACUUUCCACACAUCAGAGAUCUCACACAGGGAAGAAGUCACGUUCCUGUCCUGAGUGCGGGAAAUGUUAUUCAGAUAAGUCCAGUCUUUCCAGACAUAAGAGAUCUCACACAGGGGAGAAGCUUUAUUCCUGUUCUGAAUGUGGGAAAAGUUUUGUAUAUAAAUCAAGGCUUGUCAUACAUCAGAGAUCUCACACCGGGGAGAAGUCACUUUCCUGUCCUGAGUACGGGAAUUGUCAGUCACAGAAGUCCUCUAUUUACAGUCAUCUGAGAUUGGACAAGGAGGAGAACAAACUUUCCUGGUCUGAGUGAGGGAAUUGUUCCUCACUGAAGUCCUGUCUUCCUGUACAUCAGGGGUCCCACACAACCCUCGAGGUGUA
Molecule: messenger RNA, 1591 nt
Organism: Rana temporaria (common frog)
Lineage: Eukaryota; Metazoa; Chordata; Amphibia; Anura; Ranidae
Product: zinc finger protein 84-like
Exons: 2
Coding region: 264-1523 (419 amino acids)
Biological process (GO): regulation of transcription by RNA polymerase II
Molecular function (GO): RNA polymerase II cis-regulatory region sequence-specific DNA binding; DNA-binding transcription factor activity, RNA polymerase II-specific
Source: RefSeq, a predicted model, not a curated record